UCCGUAUGUCACAACCAUUUUUGGUGGCCUGCACGCAGGCAAGAUGGUCAUGCUGCAGGGAGUGGUCCCUCUACGUGCCCACAGGUUUCAGGUGGACUUCCAGUGUGGCUGCAGCCUGUACCCCCAGCCAGACAUCGCCAUCCACUUCAACCCUCGCUUCCACACCACCAAGCCCCAUGUCAUCUGCAACACCCUGCACAGUGGACGCUGGCAAAGGGAGGCCCGCUGGCCUGGCGUGGCCCUGCAGAGAGGGGCCAGCUUCCUCAUCCUCUUUCUCUUCGGGAAUGAGGAGGUGAAGGUGAGUGUAAACGGAAGGCACUUUCUCCACUACCGCUACCGGCUCCCACUGUCUCGGGUGGACACCCUGGGCAUAUUUGGUGACAUCUUGGUGAAGGCCGUUGGGUUCCUGAAUAUUAGUCCAUUUGUGGAGGGCAGCAGAGAGUAUCCCACUGGAUACCCCUUCCUGCUGCAGAGUCCCAGGCUGCAGGUGCCCUGCUCACGUGCUCUUCCUCAGGGCCUCUGGCCGGGGCAGGUCAUCAUAGUUUGGGGACUGGUCUUGCAAGAGCCAAAGGAGUGCUGCUCCUGUGCCAGGAGGGAGGGCUGAAGCUGGCACUCAAUGGACAGCCGCUGGGGUCCACCAGCCUGGACCAGCAGACCCUGGAGAGGCUGCGGGAGGUCCGCAUCAGUGGAAGCAUCCAGCUCUACUGUGUCCAUUACUAAGGAGGAUUCCAAAGGGACCCCGGCCAGAGAGAGGAUGGCCAGUCCACUCCCAGGGCCUGUGGUGGGGCCCCACUCUGCUGCCUUCAUUAAACUGUCCUCCUGUCACCAUC
Messenger RNA from Marmota flaviventris (yellow-bellied marmot), 830 nucleotides. The record is from RefSeq and is a predicted model, not a curated record. NCBI's taxonomy places the organism in Eukaryota, Metazoa, Chordata, Mammalia, Rodentia, Sciuridae.